Messenger RNA from Microdochium trichocladiopsis, 3308 nucleotides. RefSeq names its product N-acetyl-gamma-glutamyl-phosphate reductase/acetylglutamate kinase-like protein. Bases 414 to 3101 code for a protein of 895 amino acids. Gene Ontology annotation, molecular function: NADP+ binding; N-acetyl-gamma-glutamyl-phosphate reductase (NADP+) activity; arginine binding. Gene Ontology annotation, biological process: L-arginine biosynthetic process. The record is from RefSeq and is a predicted model, not a curated record. Lineage: Eukaryota; Fungi; Ascomycota; Sordariomycetes; Xylariales; Microdochiaceae. The transcript has 2 exons. Gene Ontology annotation, cellular component: mitochondrial matrix; cytoplasm; mitochondrion.
CUUCUGGCCCGAUAAAAGGCUCAUUACUUGUCGAAAAAACACAUUGCCCACUCGAGAGGCUCUAUCGGCUGAGGCAUUGACGCUUGCCCGCGGCCCCGUCCCACCUCCCAGCAGAGCUUGUCAAUUUUGUCACUGGAGCUACUCGUGCACACUAGGUUAUCCCCCACCACCCCGGGCACCAGAGUCAGUCAGUCACCUAAAUCGGAGACAGGCUCUGCCCCAGUUUCUCUGCUCCUCCUCCACCACCACCACCACUUCCCGCACGUCGACUCUGCAGACUGCGUCGUCCUCACCAACCCCGACCCUGAUCGACGACAAGACCACGGCUCAAUUGGCCGUGGGACGACCGAUUCUAGGCCUCCGUCAACUCUAGACGUCCAAUUCCCGCCUCCUACCCACCGAAAUCGAUCAUAAUGCUUCCCGUCCGUGUAGCACGCGCUGUCGCCCUGCGGGCUGGUGCUCGCCGGGUCGUCCCUCGCGCUGCUCGAUUCGCCCCUUCGACCCUCGCUGCCCGGUCCGUCAACCAGCGCGCUUCCUACUCUGCUUCACGGACCAAUGACUCGACUACCCGUGCCGCCGUCAUCCAGGUGCUCAACAACAUUGGCUCCAAGCGUGAGGUCCAGCAGUACCUCUCGCACUUCUCCUCCGUUUCCCAGCAGCAGUUCGCUGUCAUCAAGGUCGGUGGUGCCAUCUUGACCGAGCACCUCGACGAGCUCUGCUCCUCCCUGUCCUUCCUCUACCACGUCGGCCUCUAUCCCGUCAUUGUACACGGAGCUGGCCCCCAGCUCAACAAGCUGCUCGAGGAGGCUGGUGUCGAGCCUCAGUUCGAGGAGGGCAUUCGUAUCACCGAUGGCAAGACUCUGGGCGUUGCACGCAAGCUCUUCCUUGCCGAGAACCUGAAGCUUGUCCAGCGCCUCGAACAGCUCGGUGUUCGAGCCCGCCCCAUCACCUCGAGCGUUUUCACCGCCGACUAUCUCGACCAGGACAAGUGGAAGUUCGUGGGCAAGAUCACCGAGGUCAACAAGGAGCCAGUGCAGACCGCCAUCGAGAAUGGCUACCUGCCCAUCCUGACGUCCAUGGCUGAGACUGCUGAGGGUCAGGUCCUGAACGUAAACGCCGAUGUCGCUGCCGGAGAGCUCGCUCGUGCUCUCGAGCCGCUCAAGGUUGUCUACCUGAGUGAGAAGGGUGGUCUCUUCGAUGGUGAUGCCAAGAAGAUUUCUGCCAUCAACCUCGACGAGGAGUUUGACCACCUCAUGGCUCAGCCCUGGUGCAAGUUUGGCACUCGCCUCAAGAUCAAGGAGAUCAAGGAGCUUCUCGAGAACCUCCCUCGGUCAUCCAGUGUUGCCAUUAUUCACCCCGCUGACCUCCAGAAGGAGCUGUUCACCGACUCUGGAGCUGGUACUCUGAUCCGUCGUGGCAACAAGCUGCUGACUGCCACCAGCCUUGAGGAGAUGGGCGACCGCAACAAGCUGAAGGAGGUUCUUGUUCGCGAUCGUGAGGUUCGCGAUGCUCGGGCCACCGUCGACCGCUACCUUGAGUUCCUCGAGGGCCGCGACUUCAAGUCAUACUACGAUGAGUCAAUGAAGGCUCUUGCCGUUGUCCUGAAGCCUGCAGCUGACGAGGGUUACUCGACCCUGGCCACUCUGACCAUCACCAAGUCGGGCUGGCUCUCCAACGUUGCUGACAACUUGUUUGCUGCCAUCAAGAAGGAGAACCCCAGCCUGGUGUGGACCGUCAAGGCUGACGACGAGAACUUGACUUGGUUCUUCGACAAGGCUGACGGCAGCAUCGUUCGCGGCAACGACAUCAUGUUCUGGUACGGCAUCGCCCCUGGCGAGAACCUCAACAAGCUCAUGAAUGAGUUUACUGCCCAGGGUCGUGCAAUGCUCGGCGAGUCUAACCUGGAGUCGCGCCUCCACCGCGCGGCCCAGAUUGCUUCUGGCAACCUCAAGGCGCACUUUGCCUCGGGCUCCGUUGCCAACCAGGCUCGUGGCUACUCGACUCUCGCUCGUCGUCCUGUCAUGGGCACUGCCCGGUCGAGCGCCUUUGCUCCCCGUGCUGCCCGCGGAUAUGCCACCACAACCAACCCCAACCCACCUUACGGCAAGAAGCACGCCUCUAACGACCAGCGCUCUCGUGUCGCCCUCAUCGGCGCUCGCGGAUAUACCGGUCAGGCCCUGAUUGACUUGAUCAACUCUCAUCCCAACUUCGAGCUUAAGAACGUCUCUUCACGAGAGCUCGCUGGUCAGACUCUGAAGGGCUACAACAAGAAGGAGAUCGUCUACGAGAACCUCUCGGCCGACGAUGUUCGCGAGAUGGAGAAGAAUGGUGAGAUCGAUGUCUGGGUCAUGGCUCUGCCCAAUGGUGUCUGCAAGCCGUUCGUGGAUGCCAUCACGGAAGCCAAGCAGGCGGCGCCUCGCGAGGAUAGCAGCGUCAUUGUUGACCUGUCUGCCGACUACCGCUUCGACUCGAGCUGGACCUACGGUCUUCCCGAGCUCGUCAAGCGGUCUGCCAUUGCCCAGGCCACCCAGAUUUCCAACCCUGGCUGCUAUGCUACUGCCGCCCAGCUCGCCAUCGCCCCGCUCGUUGAGCACCUGGGUGGCGAGCCGACCGUGUUCGGUGUCUCUGGAUACUCGGGUGCUGGCACCAAGCCGUCGCUCAAGAACAAUGUCGAAUACCUGACCAACAACAUUGUCCCCUACAGCCUGACGGAUCAUAUCCACGAGCGUGAGAUCAGCAACCAGCUCGGUGUCAACAUUGGCUUCAUUCCUCACGUCGCUGUCUGGUUCCAGGGUAUUCACCACACCAUCAACAUCCCCCUGAACAAGUCCAUGACCUCGCGUGAUAUCCGCCAGAUCUACCAGGACCGCUACGCCGGCGAGAAGCUGGUCAAGGUUGUUGGCGAGGCUCCCCUUGUCAAGGCGAUCAGCGGCAAGCACGGUGUCGAGAUUGGCGGCUUUGCCGUCCACAGCUCCGGAAAGCGCGUCGUCAUCUGCGCCACAAUCGACAAUCUGCUCAAGGGAGCAGCCACUCAGUGUCUGCAGAACAUGAACCUGGCUCGCGGCUACGCCGAGUUUGAGGGCAUCCCACCCAUGGACUAAGUUUUCAUACAGCAAACCAGGAGGAUCAAUCAUGUUUAGGACUAGAGUCCUCGAAAAUGUUUUUUUUGACGGGUGUAAAGCUAGGGUUGACCGGCUUUUUGAUUAUCGGGCAACUGUUGUACAUAUUAGGUCAGGUGACGGGGUGAUUAUGUCUACUUGCUAUCAAUGGGGGCAGCAGGAAAGAAUACCAAAAAGUUCAAAGCUCAA